Heterocephalus glaber (naked mole-rat) is the source of this 1011-nucleotide messenger RNA. RefSeq names its product keratin, type II microfibrillar, component 7C. Gene Ontology annotation, molecular function: structural constituent of skin epidermis. Lineage: Eukaryota; Metazoa; Chordata; Mammalia; Rodentia; Bathyergidae. Gene Ontology annotation, biological process: keratinization; intermediate filament organization. Gene Ontology annotation, cellular component: keratin filament. The record is from RefSeq and is a predicted model, not a curated record.
AUGGAAGAUGCCAGCCCAUCCCACACUCUUCUCCCAUUUCCACCUCAGGUGCGCUUCCUGGAGCAGCAGAACAAAGUGCUAGAGACCAAGUUUCAGUUCCUCCAGAACCGAGAGUGUUGCCAGAGCAACCUGGAGCCACUGUUUGAGGGCUACAUCCAGACGCUGAGGCGGGAGGCUGAGUGUGUGGAGGCCGAUGGUGGGAGGCUGGCCUUGGAGCUCACCCAUGUGCAGGAGGUGCUGGGGGGCUACAAGAAGAAAUUCAUAUUCCCAUCCAAUGUGGACAACAACUACCUGCAUAAGUCUGAUCUGGAGGGAAAUAUGGAGGUGCUGAUAGAGGAAAUCAACUUCCUGAGGCAUCUGUAUGAGGAGGAAACUCACAUUCUCCAGUCCCACAUCUCAGAUACCUUGAUCAUCAUCAGGAUGGACAACAGCCGGCACCUGAACAUGGACCACAUUGUGGCUGAGAUCAGGACUCAGAAUGAUGACAUUGCUACCCGCAGCUGGGCCAAGGCCAAGUGCUGGUACCACAGCGGGUGCGAGGAAAUGAAGACUACAGUGAUCCAGCAUAGGGAGACAACGCAUCACACCAGGGAGGAGAUCAAUGAGCUGAACCACAUCAUCCAGAGGCUGGCAACAAAAAUGGAGAACACCAAGUCCAAGGACACCAUGCUGGAGACCGAAGUGACCCAGUCUGAGGAACAGGGCAAGGCAGCCCUCAAAAAUGCCAAGUUCAAGCUGGCCAGGCUACAGGAGGCUCUUCAGAAGGCCAAGGAGGACAUGGCCUGCCUGCUCAAGGAGUACCAGGAGGUCACAAACUCCAAGCUGGGCCUGGACAUCGAGAUCGCCACCUACAGGCGCCUGCUGGAGAGUGUCAGCAGCUCCCGGAGCAGGGUCAUGUAUGGGGACCUGCAUGUGCCAGCCUCCCAGUGGGUGACAGACAGCAUCUGCAGCACCCCGUGCAGAGGGAAGAAGGUAGCAGUGAGCACCAGCUGUUCUGUGUAUUUUGAGUAG